This is a messenger RNA of Neltuma alba, 2131 nucleotides long. Its product is annotated as transcription factor GTE9. The coding region runs from base 226 to 1842 and encodes 538 amino acids. Gene Ontology annotation, molecular function: protein binding. The transcript has 11 exons. The record is from RefSeq and is a predicted model, not a curated record. Lineage: Eukaryota; Viridiplantae; Streptophyta; Magnoliopsida; Fabales; Fabaceae.
AAAUCUUCCCACUCCUUCUCUCUCUUUUCGUCAAGUUGCGAGGUUUGCGUCGGCGCUUUCACACUCUCUUCUUCUCAUUUUUAUGCAUCAUCGAUCUGCGAGUUCGGCGUUCUCUGGUGAAAUUUGGGCUUGAUCUCCUUGCCACUAACGGGUUGAACUUUAUGGUUUUUUGAGAACUUGGAUAUCUUGGCAAUACCCUCACACAACUUGCUUUAGUUCAUCACUAUGAUUGCCACAGAAUCUGUAGUACCUAUCAGAAAACUGAAGAUAAAAUUUCCCUCCAAAAUUAUUGAAGUUGAUCCUGUGACGAAACGUGAGUUCCAGCAGAACUUAUCUGCCCUGAACGAAAGUGGUUGCUGUAAUCUGAAGAAGUCCUCCAAUAAGCGGAGACCACAAGUUAGUAUUGUGAGCCAACAGGAGAAGAGGCAGAAAUUAGAUCGGAAAUUGUCUCUGCAGUGUGCUACCAUUCUGAAGAGUUUAAUGUCUCAUCCGUAUAGCUGGGUUUUUAGCAAGCCAGUGGAUCCUGUAGCGUUGAACAUUCCAGAUUAUUUUACAAUCAUAUCUGAACCCAUGGAUUUAGGCACAAUCAAAACGAAGCUGGAGAAAUAUACAUACUAUGGCAUUGAGGAAUUUGCUGCUGAUGUCAGGCUGACCUUCACAAAUGCUAUGACGUAUAACCCUCCUAGUAAUGAUGUUCAUUUAAUGGCAAAGGAACUGAAAAAGAUUUUUGAGAGAAAAUGGAAAGACUUGGAGAAAAAAUGGUCUUGUGAAGUUGAGCACGGGAAAUGUGUGGUUGGAACUAUCAAGGAAACCGUGAGAAAAAGCUGUAAUGUGGAGGAGCUAUCCCUGCCAAAGGAACUUUCUCCCAGAAGGUUGCCUGAACAGAAUGGUAUUCAGAAGAGGAGCUCCUUUGCUGCAAGAGGGGAUAAGGUAGAUGUUCCCAAAACAGCACAGAUUCCUUGUAAAUUAGCUGCAAAGGGCAUACAUGAAGGCCGCAAAGAGAAAAAUUGGGCACAUAUUUCUGGUUCUGCCAAAGCCUGUCCUCUGACUCCUGUCAGUCAUAAAUGUAAUAUAUGUGGUGACAUUCCUUGCCAGUGUGCUCUUCCAAGCAAUUCAUCAUGUGCGUCUUCAGAUUUAUCUUCUGAAGGAUCAGAAGAAAGGGAUCGACAGGCGUUUGGUGCUGAUCCGUUGAGACUGAGCAAGUCUGAUCCUGAUCCUGAUUCUGAUGGGGCUGUAAGUGCUGUGGAUAGUGAACAUGCAUGCUCUACGCAGCAUACGACUUCAGCUAUUGACUCCUCUGCUGGAGAAGUGUGGAGCACUCCUGUUUGUGAUGUUCAGCUGUCACCUAAGAAGGCUCUCCGUGCUGCGAUGCUUAAAAGCCGCUUUGCGGAGACUAUCUUAAAAGCACAACAAAAGACACUCCUUGACCAUGGUGAUAAGGCUGAUUUGCUGAAAAUGCAGCAAGAAAAGGAAAGAUUGGAAAGGUUUGAGCGCGAAGAAAGAGCUAGGAUUGAGGCUCAAAUCAAAGCUGUUGAGGCUGCUACGAAAAAGAGGACUGAGGAAGAGUCCAAGCAACGGAGAGAAAAACUGAGAGAAGCUGCCCGAAUUGCGACAGACAAGGUGGAAAAAUCUACGGAGUUUAACCUGGACAGUUUUAAGGAGCUUGAAAUGUUAAGCGGGUGUACGUUAUCAUGUCAUGUUCGGAGACAGGCAGUUGGAUCAGAUAGACUCCAGCGGGCAAACCCCUUGGAACGUUUGGGUUUGUUCUUGAAGAAGGAGUACAUAGCUGAGGAAGAUGAGGAUGUUCUGAACGGAUGUUGGGAAGAAGGGGAAAUUCUUUAAUUGAUACGCCUUUUUGCUGUUCUUCCUGCUCUUGUUAAUACAUUUUUGCCCAGGGGAACGGACAAAUUAACUGUAAAUGCAUAUCUAUUUUCAAAUGAAAGAGAUGCCUACAUUUUAUAAUGGCCGCUCGUUUAUUUGUUACUUGUACAGGUUAACGUUCUAAUUUCCAAAUCUUAUGCUGUCUUGGAUUAAGGAUCGCGAGGGAUUCUUCAUUUUGUAGCACUAAUAACUUGUAACAUUUUGUUAUUUUGUAAUUUUUAAUAUUAUUCAUCGCGUUUUAAAAUAGGAA